This is a messenger RNA of Canis lupus familiaris (dog), 2141 nucleotides long. RefSeq names its product 1-aminocyclopropane-1-carboxylate synthase homolog (inactive) (gene ACCS). The record is from RefSeq and is a predicted model, not a curated record. The transcript is spliced from 15 exons. Lineage: Eukaryota; Metazoa; Chordata; Mammalia; Carnivora; Canidae. Gene Ontology annotation, biological process: biosynthetic process; amino acid metabolic process. The coding region runs from base 196 to 1698 and encodes 500 amino acids. Gene Ontology annotation, molecular function: transaminase activity; pyridoxal phosphate binding.
GAGAGAGGCAGAGACACAGGCCGAGGGAGAAGCAGGCUCCAUGCAGGGAGCCCGAUGUGGGACUCGAUCCCGGGUCUCCAGGAUCACGCCCCGAGCUGAAGGCGGCGCUAACCGCUGCGCCACCAGGGCUGACCCCCACCGUGACUCGUGACAUUUAUAGGCUCCGCUGCCCUGUGCUUCUACCGCGCUCUGCAGAUGUUCACUCUGCCUCAGGAAGAAUCCAGGGCACCUGCCACUGGUCUGGGCUCAGCCUCCACACGGGACAGUAAUUAUGGGGAUGGUCUGGAAAGAGAACGCUCCAGAAAACCAGACCAGAAGCUGCCAGAGUUCUGUGCGGUGGGCGAUCCCGCUGCCAUGUUUUCCUCUAACAACUCCUACCUGUCCUCUAGAGGAGGCAUCAUUAAAUGGUUCUGGGACUCAGCGGAGGAGGGCUACAGAACCUACCACAUGGACGAGUAUGAUGAGGAUAAGAACCCCAGUGGCAUCAUUAACUUGGGCACCAGUGAGAAUAAACUCUGCUUUGACCUGUUAUCCAGACGGCUGAGUCAGAGUGACAUGCUGCGGGUGGAGCCAUCAUUGCUGCAGUACCCUGACUGGAGGGGACAUCUGUUUCUCCGGGAGGAAGUGGCCAGAUUCCUGUCUUUCUACUGCAAGAGCCCUGCACCCCUUAAACCAGAGAACGUGGUUGUUCUGAAUGGCUGUGCCUCCCUCUUCUCUGCUCUGGCCACAGUGCUGUGUGAGGUGGGGGAGGCUUUCCUGAUCCCCGCCCCUUACUAUGGAGCCAUCACACAGCAUGUCUGUCUCUAUGGCAAUGUCCGACUGGUCUGUGUCCAUCUGGACAGUGAGGUCACUGGGCUGGACACACGUCCCUUCCAGCUCACAGUGGAGAAGCUGGAGAUGGCCCUGCAAAGAGCUCAUUCUGAGGGUGUGAAGGUCAAAGGUCUCAUCCUCAUCAAUCCCCACAACCCUCUGGGUGACAUCUACUCCCCAGGAGAGCUGCGGGACUACCUGGAAUUUGCCAAGAGGCACGAGCUGCAUGUGAUGGUGGAUGAGGUCUACAUGCUGUCCGUGUUUGAGAAGUCGGCAGCGUACUGCAGUGUCCUGAGCCUGGAAGGGUUGCCUGACCCCCAGAGGACUCAUGUGAUGUGGGCGACCAGCAAGGACUUCGGGAUGUCUGGGCUCCGCUUUGGCACGCUGUACACAGAAAACAGGGAUGUGGCCACUGCGGUGGCUUCCCUCUGCCGAUAUCAUGGCCUCAGUGGCUUGGUCCAGUACCAGAUGGCACAGCUGCUCCAGGACCGUGACUGGAUCAACCAGGUGUACUUGCCUGAGAACCAUGCCCGGCUCAAGGCUGCCCACACCUAUGUCACAGGGGAGCUCCGGGCCCUGGGGAUCCCCUUCCUGAGCGGUGGGGCAGGCUUCUUCAUCUGGGUUGACCUGAGGAAGUACCUGCCCGAGGCCACCUUUAAGGAGGAAAUGCUGCUUUGGCGCUGCUUUUUGGACAACAAGGUGCUGCUGUCCUGUGGCAAAACCUUCGAGUGUAAAGAGCCUGGUUGGUUCCGCUUGGUCUUUUCAGACAAGGCCCACCGCCUCUGCCUGGGGAUGCAGAGGGUCCGGCAGGUGCUUGAGGGCAAAUCCCAGGCAGCAGAAGCCCGGUCUUCCCGUCAGAGCCAGGAGCCAAGGAGCCAGCACAGGUGAGCUGGUCAUCACCCAGUGACUGCAGGGCCUGGCAGCCACCGCCAAUCUGAGCUACUUGGGGCUGCGAAGACUGGUGGUGGAUGAGGCAUUUGGCAGGAGGGUACCCGACGCGGCCUCGCCCCUGAAGAAGAACCAUUUCUUGCCUCUCUCAGAGGCGGUGAGAGACUCCUCCAGCUGUGCUGUGCUCUGGCCCUUCUCCCUCUAUUAAACACGACUGGGAGACACUAGAAGCUUCUGUUGUGAGUAAUUUACAGAAUGGAGGAGUCGUGACUGCUCCUAACCACAACUGUUAGCCUCUCUGAGGACAUGGAAAGAAAACAACUGGUACCUUCUUUUGAUGGCACCUUCCUUCCUCCUUCGUUGCGGAGGACAAGUCAGAGGGACAACACAGAGAAGAAUGAUUACUGCCCAGAAAUAAACAAGAGUGAUAAUUUCCCAACUAC